CAUCCAUCACACGCUCGUUACGAUCAUGGAAUUUGUCGGAGAAGAUAUUUUGCUUGCUAUAUUUUCCUUUCUGGAUGUCAAAGCGCUGUGCAUUGCAAGCCAAGUUUGUCACCAGUGGAAUGAAAUAUCGAAUUCCAACAUCCUGUGGAAAUCACAUGUGCGGCAGCUCUGCAACCGACGGAAGAUUUCAGCUCAUCUUGGUAGAGCUGAAGACUGGAAAUCGCGCUUUGCUCAGCUCUUUACAGGACGUUUGUAUCCAAGAUCGACUGCGAAAACAGAAAAAAAACUGAGUUUCGAUACUUUGACGUCUAUGUUAGUUCCAGUAGAGGCUAGAAAGUUCGUCGAGUUGACGAUCAAGAAGAAAAUGCCAAUCCGCGAUUUUGUUGAAGGCCAGGGGUAUGCUUACAAGGUUGGAAAGGCUUUUUAUCAGCACACGAAAAGCGAAACGAUCAGCAUGAGGAAGAAAAUCUUACUUCAAGCGAAAGUCGGUGGCCAGUUAUAUGAAGGAAAUGUCGUCAGGCAGAUUUUGGGGUUAACAAAAGGAACAUCAGAUUGGAAUAUUCAGCCAUCCAAUUUUGACAGUCGCAUUUCGGAGUCGUACCGUAUUUUUGUUCAGAGCACUUCGGUAAAUCGAACUUUAGUUUUGAAUACUAUACUUCUUUAUCAAAAUGACUAAUUGGCCAUUUCUCUUUUGCCAGCUGUAAUAAAUCUAUUAAAUUUCAUG
Orbicella faveolata is the source of this 724-nucleotide messenger RNA. RefSeq lists its product as uncharacterized. The record is from RefSeq and is a predicted model, not a curated record. Lineage: Eukaryota; Metazoa; Cnidaria; Anthozoa; Scleractinia; Merulinidae. Gene Ontology annotation, molecular function: protein binding.